This is a messenger RNA of Mugil cephalus (flathead mullet), 1941 nucleotides long. RefSeq names its product peptidoglycan recognition protein 2 (gene pglyrp2). Gene Ontology annotation, biological process: peptidoglycan catabolic process; defense response to Gram-positive bacterium; detection of bacterium. The transcript has 4 exons. The coding region runs from base 124 to 1572 and encodes 482 amino acids. Lineage: Eukaryota; Metazoa; Chordata; Actinopteri; Mugiliformes; Mugilidae. Gene Ontology annotation, molecular function: peptidoglycan immune receptor activity; zinc ion binding; peptidoglycan binding. The record is from RefSeq and is a predicted model, not a curated record.
AAUACACUUAUACAAAUCCUCUCAGUUGUAGGGUGCAUGAAAGCCUAUACUGCUGAGUCUAAUUUUGGUCCUUACGCAUAACAGAAAAACACAUUUUAAGUGGCGAAAAACAGAAGAAGCAACAUGACUUUAUUUCAAGUUGUGUUUUAUGUUCAGUUUUUAUUGUUCUUCUUUACUGUCUACAGCAAACCAGCAGCGAUUCACCUGCGUAACAUGGACAGCUUCAUCCGAGCCGUGCAGCAGGUUGAAAGCUCCAAGCCUGGUCUGUCCCCCCUAGCUCUGGUUAGGGCUCUGCGGAGGACUGCUGGCCAUGACGACAUGAUGACUAUCCAUUUCUUGGGGGCGUCUUAUAAUUUCAGUGACACUGAGGUCCUGGAGAGAUCCAUUCUGAAUGCUUCAUCCUUCAGCUUCUUUGAUAAGGCCAUCCACCACACUGUGACAGACAGUGGAGAAGAACGGGGUGUGGUUCUCACACCAGAUGGCACCACCGUAGCGCUUGCACCUCUACUGUUAGGGAUUGAAUCAGGACUGAAAGCCAAGAUGGAAGGGACGGCAGCUGUUGGGAUCUUCCCACUCACCUUAGGCAGGAGGCUGGGUCUGUCCUUCCUCAGCCUCCAGGACUUCCCACCAUCUCAUCGCCUGGGGCCCAACGGGUGCUGGGACAGCGUAGAGCACCCCAAAAUGUUCAAGCUGUCUCGUCCUGCCACUCUGGCCACAGAUGCCAUCAUCAAUGGGGGCAUGGAUGGAGCUAUACUGGGGACUAGCCUCAGCAAUGUAUCUGCAUCCGAACAGACGCAGACCCUCAGCGAGAUUUUGAAAGGAUACUAUAGUUUUACUCUGACUGAGGCGCGGGGUCUUGAUGCCGUGACUGACAAUGUUAGCCCUAGGCGACGGGAGCUCUCUAGAUCCAUUCUGGAGUCACUUGAUCUUCAGAGUCAGGUGAUGGAGACACUAAACUUGGUCUGGAAGUUGGAGAAGACAGAAUGGAUUGCUCAGGACACCGGGGUGGAGAAAGCAGUGAAGGAUGGAUUGCAGGCAUUUAUGCACAAGUACUGGGACUGCCCUCAAAUCAUUCCUCGCUGCCAGUGGGGGGCUAAAGCUUCCAAGGGUAUACCCAUCCCACUGUCUCUUCCCCUCCAGUUUCUCUACGUCCAUCACACCUAUGAGCCCUCAUCACCGUGUUUAUCCUUCCCAAAAUGCUCUCGUGACAUGAGGGCUAUGCAGCGUUUCCACCAGGAAGACCGUGACUGGCUUGACAUUGCAUACAGCUUUGUGGUCGGCUCUGAUGGCUACAUCUAUGAAGGCCGGGGAUGGAACCACCUGGGCAGACACACCAAGGGGAAAAAUGCUGUCGGGUAUGGCGUCUCUAUCAUUGGUAACUACACAGCCACCCUGCCAUCUCGCCAUGCCAUGGACCUGUUGCGUCACAGUCUUGUAAAAUGCGCUGUAGAUGGAGGAGGUCUGGCUGCCAACUUCACCAUCCAUGGCCACAGACAGGCGGUCAACUACACCACCUGCCCUGGAGACGCCUUGUUUUCAGAAAUACGUGGCUGGGAACAUUUCAGGGAAUGACAAAAGGAGAUUCAAGCCUUGUUUCUGUUCAAGAGAAGAUGGCUUCAGUGACUGAAAAACCAUUCAAACACAAGAUACUGCGAGAGAUAAAAUUCUUUUGGCUUUGGCAAGCCCUACCCUCAGGGUUCUUGUCCUUUUGCUACCACCAGAGGAAACAUUUUCAGGAGGUCGAAUAAUUUCCCCAAAACUUAAUUUCAUGGAAACACACUUAGUCUGAAGGUAACUAGAUCAAUUUUGAUCCAGUACAGAAAAAGCUGUACAACCAACAGUUGUGGAGUUAAUUUGCUGGCAGCAUGUAUUUCAUUUAAUUAUAUUGUCAAAGUGUAUGAAAUGUAUGUAUGAAAAUAAACUUAAUUUACCAGAAGGAGA